AUGCCCAAGGCCCGGCGGGCGCGGGGCUCCGGCCCGGCCCCGGCGCUGCCUUUGGCCGAGCAGAUCCUGCAGGACGCGGCCCCGCGGGCUCGGGGGAAGCGCGGGGGCGCCGGCGGGGCGGAGGAGCAGGGCGGUGAUGGCGGCGGGGACGAGUUCGUGGACGCGCGCUUGUCCCGGCGCAUCCUGGAGCAGGCUCGGCGGCAGCAGGAGGAGCUGGAGGCCGAGCACGGCCCCGGAGCGCCCGCAGCCCCCCGGCAAGGCAGCGUGCUUCUCGGUCCCGGCUCGGACUCGGAGGAUGAUGAGGAAUGGCCCUCGCUGGAGAAGGCGGCGGGGGCCGCGGGACGGAGCGGGGACUACGGUGGGGAGGUGGACGUGGAGGUGGACCCCGAGGACGAGAAAGCCAUCGAGAUGUUCAUGAACAAGAACCCGCCGCUGAGGCGCACCCUGGCCGAUGUCAUCAUGGAGAAAAUCACAGAGAAGCAGACGGAGGUGGAGACGGCGCUGUCGGAGCUCUCCGGCUGCCCCAUGCCCCAGCUCGAUCCCCGUGUCCUGGAGGUCUACAGGGGUGUCAGGGAGGUGCUGUCCAAGUACAGGAGUGGGAAACUCCCCAAGGCGUUUAAAAUCAUUCCUGCCUUGUCCAACUGGGAGCAGAUCCUCUACAUCACUGAGCCAGAGACGUGGACGGCUGCUGCCAUGUACCAGGCCACCAGGAUAUUUUCCUCCAACCUGAAGGAGAGGAUGGCCCAGCGGUUCUACAACCUGGUGCUGCUGCCGCGGAUCCGGGAUGACAUCGCCGAGUACAAGCGGCUCAACUUCCAUCUGUAUAUGGCUCUGAAGAAGGCUCUGUUCAAGCCAGCGGCCUGGUUCAAGGGGAUCCUCAUCCCGCUGUGUGAGUCCGGCACGUGCACGCUCAGGGAGGCCAUCAUCAUCGGCAGCAUCCUCACCAAGUGCUCCAUCCCCGUCCUGCACUCCAGCGCGGCGCUGCUGAAGCUGGCUGAGAUGCAGUACAGCGGUGCCAACAGCGUCUUCCUGCGCCUGCUCAUUGACAAGAAGUACGCGCUGCCCUUCCGCGUGCUCGACGCCCUGGUCUUCCACUUCCUGGCCUUCCGCACAGACCAGCGGCUCUUGCCCGUGCUGUGGCACCAGAGCUUCCUGGCCCUGGCCCAGCGCUACAAGGAGGACCUGUCCUCGGAGCAGAAGGAGGCUCUGCUGGAGCUGCUCAAGUUCCACAGCCACCCGCAGAUCUCCCCCGAGAUCCGCCGCGAGCUGAUGAACUCCAAGACGAGGGACGUGGAAGAGGAGCGGCCUAUGGUCAUGGAAUGAGCAGAGAAAGGCCUGCCUGUGGGAUGCUGCUGGAUGAGCUGGGAGUCUGGAUCAGGAGCAUCCUGCCUGGAUCCCGCUGCUCCAAGCGGUCACUGGAAACAGACUGUGCCCACAGCACUGGACUGAGAGCCCUGUGCUGCUGUCACGGGGCAAGGCAGCCCAUCCCACCCAGGAGCCCGGUGCCACCAGCACUGGGACACUUUGGCUUGUUUCUGUAUUUGGAAAUAAAACCAGACCUGUGUCAGUCA
Messenger RNA from Hirundo rustica (Barn swallow), 1571 nucleotides. RefSeq names its product bystin like (gene BYSL). Bases 1 to 1323 code for a protein of 440 amino acids. Gene Ontology annotation, molecular function: snoRNA binding. The record is from RefSeq and is a predicted model, not a curated record. Gene Ontology annotation, biological process: rRNA processing. Lineage: Eukaryota; Metazoa; Chordata; Aves; Passeriformes; Hirundinidae. The transcript is spliced from 7 exons. Gene Ontology annotation, cellular component: cytoplasm; preribosome, small subunit precursor; nucleolus.